This is a messenger RNA of Camellia sinensis, 708 nucleotides long. The record is from RefSeq and is a predicted model, not a curated record. Lineage: Eukaryota; Viridiplantae; Streptophyta; Magnoliopsida; Ericales; Theaceae.
AUGGAAAUGGAUGAGACAAAGUUUGAGCAUGGCUGGACGACAAUAGUCGAAAAAUUUGGACUUCAAAUCAACAGUUGGGUGUUAGAGACAAAUAAGAAGUGUCAUAUGUGGGUUGAGGCAUAUAUGCGUGGACAUUUCUUUGCUGGGAUGAAGAGCACUCAGCGCUCGGAGAGUAUAAAUGCUUAUUUCAAUCCCUUCCUCCAACACAAAUUGAAGCUAUAUGAAUUUGUUAGGCACUAUGAUCGGGCUCUUGCAAGGAUAAGGUAUAACGAGGCUGGAGAUGAUGUUGAAACAAAUAACACUUUUUCAGUAUUGGUUACUCCAUUGCAAGAUAUAGAGAGACAUGGAGCUGAGCUAUUAACCCGAAAUAUAUUUAGAAUGUUCCGUGAUGAAAUCUUAGAAGAGGGGAAGUUGAAUGUCAAUGACGUGUUCCCUUUGCCAGAUGGUCAGAAAUGCUACUAUAUUCAUAACUACAAAGUAAAGGAUAGAUCAUGGAUAGUAACACACAGUCCAGUGGAUGCUGCAAUGAGAUGUUCUUGCAUGAAGUUUGAGUCGUUAGGGCUACCUUGCUGCCACAUGAUAUGUGUUAUGAAAGCCGAAAAUUUAACGCAAAUUUCCCUAACUUGUGUGUUGCAUAGAUGGACAAGGGCUGCAAGCAAGGAUGGCCAGCAAUGGCCUCAACCCUCAAUUGAUAGCACUGUAACAUAG